UAAUAAUUAUCUUAUUAAUCUCGCCUAAUCCGUUACGUGCUUUAUCAGCCUCUUUUUGCAUAUUUUAUGAGGUUCAACUAAUAUUUAUUUCCAGCUCAAUGUUAUUACCAAAAUUAGCCAAAAACGGCUCUUUUCUCCGAUUUGUUAUUCUUUACGUGUGCCUUUUUAUUGUUUUCCUUCCCAACUUUAUCCUUACUGACAGCCUAAAAUAUUCUUUGGCAAAAAAUUCUCAAUUAAAUUCUCCAGAAAAAUUAAAGGCAGUUGAAAGGAGGCCGAGAAGGAGGCAAUUUUAUUAUGAAUUAAUUGAUAAAGAAUUGAGGGAUUAUAGAGAAGAGGAAGAUGAUGAAGAUGAUUUGACGGAAGAAGAAAUAAAAAAUUUUAAAAGAAGAAAAAUGAAGAACAGUCGGAGUGGAAGAGAGGCAUUCGGCCAUUCGGAAUAUUUAUUGCCAGAAAAUUUUCGCUCUCUCCAUCGAAAAGAUAUUCCUGUUACAUACCGGUUACAUGACGAUUUACUCCGUUAUUACCGCAAAGGCACUCGACCAGUUACUCAUCCUAGCAAGAUCAUCAAUGUUUCUAUGAGCGGUAAACGUCAAUAUUGGCAAGACGAAUUUUUGCAGUGGGAACCAGAUACUUAUGAAGGUGCCACAGAGAUAUUUUUGGCCUCGACUGAUAUUUGGAUUCCUGAAUUUUCGCUUUAUUAUUCUGUUAAUUUCAACGAUGCUGUCAAAUUACAAUCAAAUAACGAUGUAAGAGUCAAUUUUACUGGGCAUGUUCGUUACUGGAUUCCCUUCUCGACUGAAUCCCUAUGCAGUAUGGAUGUCAAAUUCUUUCCUUUUGAUAUUCAGCGAUGCACUUUGCUACUCGGUUCCUGGGCGCAUUCGAAUGAUUCCAUCAAAUAUUCGUUAUACUCCAAGAAUCUGUCACUAAUUGAUUUUUAUGACAAUCAAGAAUGGCAACUAGAUUUGAAAGAAAGUCACAUAACUUCAGAUGGUUUUUUGUAUGAUUACUUAGAUCCUCCCCUCUUCUGGGAAAUGAUUGAUAUGCCAAAAUUUAGUAUGUCAGAACGUAAAGGACGUGGAUCAUUUUCUGGCAUACCUCUAAUUGGUCUCUAUUAUUUUAUGUUGCUAGUAAUUGUGAGCUUUUCUACAGUUACUACUUCUACCCCUCCAACACAUGGUCAUUUAAAUGGCUUUGUGGGCUCUGGUAUUGUUUCCUCCCAACAGCAAUUAUUGACAGAUGAUAGACAAAGUUUAUUGAAUGUUCAUCAUAGGCUUAGUGGAUCCAUUUCUAAUAGUAAUGCAACUACACAAAAUGUAGCACUUAGCCUUUUAAGGCUAAUUUCUUGUGAUCGAGAUUCGGGCUCUCGCCAAGAUAAAGCUUUAAGUAGAAGAAAAAAGGUUAAGGUAGAAGAACCCGAAGUAAAUUGCCAGCCGGAUAAAAAAUUCAAAAAGAGAAAGGACGAACAGUUAAAUUCAAGUGAAGGAAUUAAACUUAGGAAAUCGAAUUUUCCAAUUCCUCCACCUCCUCCCUCACCAGCAGCAGCAGCUUUAUCCCAAAGAAAGCGACAUAGUUUGUUACACGCUGAAAGUCCUUUGGUUGGUUGACUUUUGUUAUUUAAAAUUUAGAAAUAAAACCUGUUUUAUAAAUAUUUGACUGGAAAUAACGUAGGAAUUGAGAGAAAAGAUGAGAAAAACAGGAA
This is a messenger RNA of Meloidogyne enterolobii, 1699 nucleotides long. The record is from the annotation of a GenBank genome assembly. NCBI's taxonomy places the organism in Eukaryota, Metazoa, Nematoda, Chromadorea, Rhabditida, Meloidogynidae.